This is a messenger RNA of Rhipicephalus microplus (southern cattle tick), 920 nucleotides long. RefSeq lists its product as uncharacterized. NCBI's taxonomy places the organism in Eukaryota, Metazoa, Arthropoda, Arachnida, Ixodida, Ixodidae. The record is from RefSeq and is a predicted model, not a curated record.
GUCCGCCUCCAUUGUGCAAGACCGUCUUCGGACAAGGGGAGACCCAGCGGAGUUGACACCAUGAACAUCAAGGCACUCUUGGCGCUGACAGCCGUGCUCACUGUGGUGGCCGCCGAACGCGCAGGCUACAGUGCCGGAGUGUACAACCCAGCCCUUUACAACACCGGAGCUUAUGCCAGCGGCGAUUACUACAGCCGCGGCUACAAUGCUCGCCGAGGCUACGGUGAUCAGUACUACGGCAGAGACGGCUACUAUGGCGGCUACUCUGGUGGUCGCUACGUGGCCCCGUACCGAUCAGCAUACGGAUAUGCUCCGGGAUACUCAACAGGCUACGCGGCCGGCUACAACCGGCUGUACAGUGGAACCACCUACGGUGGCUACUCUGACUACAGGAGAUACGGAGCGUAUGGUUCACCCGCGGGAUACGCGGGUUACGCCGAUGGUCGCUACGGAUACGCCGAUGGUCGCUACGGAUACGCCGAUGGUCGCUACGGGUACAGCGAUAGUCGCUACGGACGUUCCCACUACGGAGGUGCAUACAGUCCUUACGGUGCCUACAGAAGCGGCCUCUUCGAUGACCGUUACAACCAGUACAUGUCCAGUCGAGGGUACUACGGAGCGCCGUACGGGGGCGCGUACAGUCCAUACGAGCAACGCACACCGUUCGGAUACAGCUACGGCUACACCUCUCCUAACAGCCAGGUGUACAGUUCCGCGGGAUACCGUGCUUAAAGGCGCAUAAGGCGAGGACAACCAUCUGAGGUUGUAUAACGGAGCGUAAUGAACCACAGCGCUCUUUCAUGAGCAUUAUGGGCAGCUUAAUUUCGUUUAAUAAGAAAUUUUGGUGACGUUUUGGCCAAAGCCUCUCCAAGCACGAAAAGCACGAAAAUGCUAAAAGGAAGAUAUCCCUUGUAUGGCGG